AGACUACCACUGAUUCAUUUAAUUUCGUUGUGAAUAGAUGUUUUGUGUGUGUGUACAAUUAAUUAAAUAAUUUUGUUAUUGUGUUGUUAAGUUCUGUUUUUAUUAUUUUGUUGUAUUCAAAAGUAUUAAUCAAAAAAUGCCGUCCCCUCGAGGAUCUCGUACACCAAGAAGAGAAGGCGGUCAAACUCCAAGAAGAGAAGGCGGUCAAACGCCGAGGGCCGAAGAAGCUCGCACACCCAGAAGAUCGGGGCGUCGGGCCGAUGGUUCUAGAACACCAGCAAGAGAUGAAGUUGCCGAAACGCCUAGUAGAACACCCGGCAGGUCAGGACGACGAGCCGAAGGUUUCCAAACACCAGCCAGAGAUGAAGUGCCUGAGACUCCUAGCAGGACGCCCAGAAGGAGCCAGAGAACACCUGCCAAAGCUACGCCAGCCAAAAGUGUUGUUUCUGAUACUGUCUCCACUCCAAUGAAAUGGGGAGGCAAGAAAUCUGAUGUUGCUGGAUACAAUGAGAUUCCCUCUUCACCGGCACAAAGUUUGGCUCCAACAAGUCCAGGAACAGGUUUGGCUAUGAGUGAAAUAGACUUGAGUUCACCCUUAAAUUAUGGAACACCCAGUUCAUUGGGAUCUAUUAGGACUCCAAGGUCUGGUAUUAGAGGCACACCAAUUCGCAUGAGACCUGAUGUCAGGUCAGAUAAACGUAUCAGACAAGUUAAUGUUGGAGGAGACAAUGCUUUGGAACCCAUACCAGAAAGCCAAGAUACAGAUUCUACAGCUCCACACUUGGUUAUUUGGGGCACAAAUGUAUCAGUAGCUGAGUGCAAGGAAAAAUUCAAACAGUUUAUUUUGCGUUUUAUCGACACCAAUGCUGCUGAAGAUGAAAGAGGUGAAGACAUUAAUGUCCAUGAACCCCUAUACUUGCAAAAACUUGAAGAAAUACACACUUUAGAGGAGCCUUUCUUGAAUGUCAACUGCUCCCAUUUGGAGACCUAUGAUUCCACUUUGUACAAACAACUUGUAUGCUACCCUCAAGAAGUAAUUCCGACUUUUGAUAUGACUGUUAAUGAGAUGUUCUAUGAGAGGUAUCCCGCUGCCGUACUUGAACAUCAAAUUCAAGUUCGUCCCUACAACGCAGAAAAGACCAAAAAUAUGAGAGGUCUUAAUCCAGAAGACAUUGACCAACUAAUCACAAUCAGCGGUAUGGUAAUCCGUUCUUCAAACAUAAUGCCCGAAAUGCGCGAGGCAUUCUUCAAAUGCAUCGUGUGCCAGUUCACAACUAGCGUGGAGAUUGACCGCGGCCGUAUCACUGAGCCAACCUUGUGUACCAGUUGUAACACGAACCAUUGCUUCACCCUCGUCCACAACCGAUCGCAGUUCACAGAUAAGCAGCUGAUCAAGUUGCAGGAGUCGCCGGACGACAUGCCUGCUGGUCAGACGCCGCACACAGUUGUCCUUUUCGCACACAACGACCUCGUUGACGCGGUUCAACCUGGUGACAGGGUAACCGUUACUGGAAUUUACAGGGCUCAACCUCUGCAAGUGAAUCCGAGAAUGCGCAACAUCCGAUCGGUGUACAAGACUCACAUUGACGUCUUGCACUUCCGGAAGGUCGACAUCAAACGUCUAUACGAAGAAGAGGACGGCAAAGACCAUCAGUUCCCACCGGAAAGAGUCGAGUUGCUGAGAAUUUUGUCGCAGAAACCUGAUAUUUAUGAUAGAUUGGCGAGGGCGAUUGCUCCGUCUAUAUAUGAGAACGAUGAUGUUAAAAAGGGCAUCCUCUUGCAACUUUUUGGAGGUACCAAAAAGACGCACGUCACAUCUGGAAGGAGUCACUUCAGAGCAGAAAUUAAUAUUUUGUUGUGCGGAGAUCCCGGUACAUCUAAGUCGCAGUUAUUGCAAUAUGUGUAUAAUUUGGUUCCAAGAAGUCAAUAUACCUCUGGCAAAGGUUCAUCUGCAGUAGGUUUAACUGCAUACGUAACAAAGGAUACCGAAACUAGACAAAUUGUUUUGCAAACUGGUGCUUUGGUACUCGCGGAUAACGGUAUUUGUUGCAUUGAUGAGUUCGAUAAGAUGAACGACUCCACUAGAAGCGUACUCCAUGAAGUAAUGGAACAACAGACUCUUAGUAUCGCAAAAGCCGGAAUCAUUUGCCAGUUGAAUGCGAGAACUUCCAUUUUAGCAGCCGCCAAUCCUUCAGAAUCUCAAUGGAACAAAAAUAAGACAAUUAUUGAAAACGUUCAAUUGCCGCAUACUUUGCUCUCUAGAUUUGAUUUGAUUUUCUUAAUUCUCGAUCCACAAAAUGAAAUAUUCGAUAGAAGACUGGCCAGACAUUUAGUAUCUUUGUACUACAAGACACAAGAACAAGAAGAAGAUGAAAUAUUGGACAUGUCGAUUCUGAGAGAUUACAUUGCAUAUGCUAAAGAGCACAUCUUCCCGAAACUGAGCGAGGAAGCGUCGCAACGACUAAUUCAAGCUUAUGUAGAUAUGAGAAAAGUGGGGUCUGGCAGAGGACAAAUUUCUGCUUAUCCUCGACAAUUGGAGUCACUUAUUCGACUGGCGGAAGCUCAUGCUAAAGUUAGAUUCUCCGAAACUGUCGAAGUUGAAGACGUUGAUGAAGCCUAUAGAUUGCAUCGUGAAGCUUUGAAGCAGUCGGCCACUGAUCCUUUAUCCGGAAAAAUCGAUGUGGGUAUUCUUACAACGGGAAUGAGCAGCGCAGCGCGUAAACGCAGAAUUGAAUUAGCUCAAGCCGUCAAGAAACUCAUUGACGACAAAGGCAAAGUACAAAUGAUCAAUCAGCUUAAACUGUUACAAGAACUCAAAGAAGCUUCAAACAUGAUGAUUACAAAAGAACAGUAUGAAGAUGCCCUGAAAGACUUGCAAGAUGAUGGUCUGAUUGUAGUUAUGGGUAAAACUAACAUUCGUGUUUGUACCUACAGGGAUUAAUAAACUGUGUUAAACUUUUAAUUAUUUUUUCUAAUGUUUCCCGUAAUUUUAAGAAUUAAAGAAAAAUAAACAUGUGAAACGUGCGCCUUAGAGUGUAUAACAGGAAUGAUAUAAAUAAAACAAUAAACUAUA
Molecule: messenger RNA, 3073 nt
Organism: Aethina tumida (small hive beetle)
Lineage: Eukaryota; Metazoa; Arthropoda; Insecta; Coleoptera; Nitidulidae
Gene: dpa
Product: DNA replication licensing factor MCM4
Exons: 10
Coding region: 137-2941 (934 amino acids)
Biological process (GO): double-strand break repair via break-induced replication; DNA replication; mitotic DNA replication initiation
Cellular component (GO): MCM complex; nucleus
Molecular function (GO): ATP hydrolysis activity; single-stranded DNA binding; ATP binding
Source: RefSeq, a predicted model, not a curated record